Molecule: messenger RNA, 1019 nt
Organism: Myotis daubentonii (Daubenton's bat)
Lineage: Eukaryota; Metazoa; Chordata; Mammalia; Chiroptera; Vespertilionidae
Gene: PCBD2
Product: pterin-4 alpha-carbinolamine dehydratase 2
Biological process (GO): tetrahydrobiopterin biosynthetic process
Molecular function (GO): 4-alpha-hydroxytetrahydrobiopterin dehydratase activity
Source: RefSeq, a predicted model, not a curated record
GAGGAGCCCGUCUCGGCGGCUGCGGAAGCGCCGCAGAUCCGGACCUACGGGGCGCCGACCUGCCAGUCGCGGACCCGAAUCACCACGGCUCUCCCCCACCCCCUGCCCGCAGCUCCUCUCCUCCGGCCCAGACACCCUCACGCCGGCGCACUGUUCGCCCAGGUGGAGCCCAGCUCCGUCAGAGCGGCUGCGAGUGUGCGGCGACCGUGCCGGCCCCGGGGAGCCGAACCCGAGGUGAAACCUGAGCGCCGAGGGCAGCCCAGCGCCCGCACAGAGGAGGCAGCCCGGAGGCGGGCCGCGGCGCUGCGGAAGGAGUGCCGAGCGCGCCCGCGGGGCCUGCGGAGUGGGUCGCAGCUGUCGGGGGCCUUCCGGGGCGGGCCGCGCCGGGGCCUGCCCGGAGGGGCCGGUGUGCGGGGCGCCGGGGCGGGGGACGGCGGGCAGGCAGUGCGCCGGGCAGCUCCCGGCCGGCGGCCAUGGCGGCGGCGGCUCUGGGGGCCCGGGGGGCGACGCGGCGCUGGGCGGCGCUGCGGGGUUGGAGCCCCGGCCUCGCGGCCAUGUCAGCAGAUGCUCACUUGUUGACAACAGAGGAGAGGAACCAAGUUAUACUCGACCUUAAAGCAGCAGGAUGGUCAGAAUUAAGAGAGAGAAAUGCCAUCUACAAAGAGUUCUCCUUCAAAAAUUUUAAUCAGGCCUUUGGCUUUAUGUCUCGAGUUGCUCUACAAGCAGAGAAGAUGAAUCAUCACCCGGAAUGGUUCAAUGCCUAUAACAAGGUCCAGAUAACUCUCACCUCGCACGACUGUGGUCAACUGACCAAAAGAGACGUGAAACUGGCCAAGUUUAUUGAAAAAGCAGCUGCUGCUUUGUGAUUUCUUUCAAAAUGCUUGUAAAAUCUUAUACACAUCUUAGGUGUAAUGUACUUUGAGGGUGAUUUACAUGAACAAAUUAAGCUGAAAAUUUAGUUCACCUUUCUACCACAUUUUGUAAAAUCAUUGCUUAAAUACAAAAUGAUUUAAAUUUGA